Molecule: messenger RNA, 3278 nt
Organism: Solea senegalensis (Senegalese sole)
Lineage: Eukaryota; Metazoa; Chordata; Actinopteri; Pleuronectiformes; Soleidae
Gene: sec22a
Product: SEC22 homolog A, vesicle trafficking protein
Exons: 7
Coding region: 146-1057 (303 amino acids)
Biological process (GO): endoplasmic reticulum to Golgi vesicle-mediated transport
Source: RefSeq, a predicted model, not a curated record
GUAAACACAAACCUUCGCUGCUGUCAAUGGCUUGCUAGCUGCCUUUGCUCUGCUCACUGUACACUCACAGAGCAGCCUAUUACGGGUGCCCACACUAUGCUACACUCACUUACCAGGCCUUCAGUGAGAUUGCCAGAUCUUUAAGAUGUCAAUGGUGUUGUUUGCCUCUGUGGUUCGGGUCGGGGACGGCCUGCCUCUCUCUGCAUCUACCGACUAUGAGCAGGAUAAAGAACUUCAGGAAACCAAGAAGCAUCUCAAAGCUCUCUCCAAAAAACUCAGCCAGUUUCCCGACCGCUGUACCCUUAAAACUGGACCGUACAAUGUCAAUUUCACAAGCUCACUAGGUGUCGGGUAUCUGAUGGUGUGCACUGCAAAUUACCCUAAUGUGCUGGCCUUCUGCUUCCUGGAUGAGCUGCAGAAGGAGUUUAUUGUCACCUAUGACCCCAAACGAAUCAGCAGCGCUGUGCGGCCAUACUCUUUCAUUGAAUUUGACACCUUCAUCCAGAAGACCAAACAGCGUUACAACAGCCCUCGUUCUCUGUCCACCAAGAUCAACCUGGCUGACAUGCAGACAGAGAUCAAGCUGCGACCGCCCUAUCAGCUCUCCCAUGAGGAUCUGCGAGCUAUCAAUGGGUUCUCUGUGCACACAUCCUCCAAGUACAAGGGCAUAGCCCCCACACAGACGUUGGAGCCAGUCACUCUCCCAGGCAUCGUGUCCUGUGUACUCAGUGUCCUCUGUGGAGGCCUGAACCUGCUGCGAGGAGUCCACGCAAUAGAGAGCAUUCUGCAGAAUGACGAUGAAGAUUUUAAUUAUGUGAUUGCCUUCUUCCUCGGCACAGCAGCCUGUCUGUAUCAGUGCUACCUGUUUGCCUACUUCUCUGUCUGGAGGAACAGUAAGUCCUUCCUGGCGUUUGCACUCAUCUGUCUGUCCAACAUGUAUCUGUAUGAACUGAGGAACAUGUGGCAGAUCCUCUUCCAUGUGGCGGUGGGCGCCUUCAUGGCGCUGCAGAUAAAACUGAGGCAACCACUGGGCAAAGCGCCGGACUAUAAUGUCUGACACAAACUUUAAAGGACAAGUGGACUUUCCAUCAGAUGUCUCGCAUAUGCCCUGGAAAUGCAGCAGAAGACAGCGCCACAGCUCUAGCCAGUCUGAGGACGAAUCGGCAACCAAAAAAAUGUCUUUCCAGUGCAGGAGUAAAAAAAAUGUAGUCCUUGCUCAAUCCCAGCAGAUCUGAGCUUGAAAGUCAGCAGCAACUUUAAAUGAAUUGCGGUUUGUUCACGAUUUUCAGAUAAAUAUGUCUACGUUUGUCAUUGCUGCCAUAGUUUAAGUCAGAGUCUUGCAUACUGCAUGUCCAGUUUUUCAAAGCUCAGUUCUUCCAGCACCCAUAGACCCUCUAAAAUCUAGUCUAAAACACAAUCAACACCACAUCUAUGAUAUUUUUACUUUGAAGAAUGUAACUGUUUUUCUUUAUAACUUUUUUUCGAAACACAUCAUUAUAAGAAGCUGUACUAAAAGGGAAAAAAAACAAGAAAUAUUUGUUAAAAUUACAACUAACCCACAGUAUACUUAGUGCAAAGCAUGUUACGUGCUCAAGCCUAUGAUACAUAACUCAAUCCAUGUGAGUAGAAUCUAACCAAAAGUAUUAAGAAAUUACAGAAAUUAAAUAUACAAUUUGAUAUCUUUAUCUGACAUUUUCCCCAUCUUGUUUUUACUUUACCCACUUCCUGCUUUUAUCCAGUUACUUUAUUUAUUCAUUUUCUUCCUGUCACAUGCACCUUUUGAACAUGUCCCCUUGGUAAGCUGACACGAUGCACGACUCUGGUUAACGUCUUGAUUUAAAACUAUGCAAUGCUGCCUCUUGUACAUGUAUCACAGUUUGGGCGCUUCCUGUAUUCGGGAGCCAACUGUUAUAUCUAAUGUUGCUCAUAUUUGUCAUUUUGUGGACAGCUCAUUUUUUGCUAUUUAUUUACUGAUUGUUCACUGGCAUGUGUUCAGUUAAGAUUUAUAUAAAUUGUAUUUCUUUUAUGGUCACUUUUUUUUUUAUUAGUGUUAUUGUUGUUGUUUUUUUGCAUUUACUUGACACAAACUCCUGCUGCAUCAGACGCAAACUGCCUGCUAGUAUUUAUUCCCAACUUGCUCACUUACACAGCCUCCAGGAUGUGCCACUGUCAUGUGACUAUGUUAAUGAAGAGUCUGUGUUGGCAGCGAUGUGAAGAUACUGGCUGUGAUGUCGAGGCCAGAGGCAGUGUGUAUCAUCUGAGCAGCCUCUGGUUUGUUUUUCCCCCCACCGAGCCCCUUGGUUAAGUCAUGGCUGUAUCUGCCAGUUAGUAGGACGGACAAAAAAAAAUCUCUCUUUGCUUGUAUUGUGGAUAUUAACACAACAUUCACAUUUAGAAUAUUACAUGGUGUGAGCUGUGUUUGGGAAGUUAUGUGUAGAUUUCCUGGCUUCCUGCAAUAUCCCAGCAAACGGGGAAGGGUAUAGAGAUGAGUCAUGCCUUUAUUCAUUGUUCAUACAUAGCCGUAGCAGUUGUGCCAAUAUAGUCAUAUUGUUUCUUCACUGGAUUGAGUUAAAAUGGAAAGAAAAUGAGUUAAGCCACGCAACUGUGCGCCAUGUCCAUCUGGCAUCUGCUCUACAGAUCUCAUCAGGGACUGCAGCCGUGUAUGAUUCAUGAUUGCACUCUCUGAAUGUUCUCUGCUUUCCAACAGCGGCACCACACCUACAUGACCUAAUAGUUCUUUUCACUAUGUGGCUCUAACUUGAUUGGAUCUGAAUUGUGCUUCACUGGCUCAGAUAGUCUGUGUCUACAGUCUUUUCUCCACAGCAGCUACAGGAGACGUGUGUUGUGUAAAACAGGAAAAAGUUCACGGCUACUCUCCUGGUUUAUGUAACCCCCCCCCCAGAUCUUUAAAACACCAGAAUUGACUGCUUGCAAUUUUUGUAUGUGUUGCAUCCCCAGUUUUGUUUGCACAGUAGUACGGACAUUUAAAGUGUAUCCAGAGUUAAAUUCACAAAAUGGAGUGUUGGAAAAGCAAGGCUCUGAUAUGAAGUGAGAAAUGUUUUUGGAAAACUGGAUUUAAAGCAUAUCUGAGACCAGAAGUGCUUUCAUAUUGUCAAUUUUUUUGUCGCUCAUGUAACAUGGUUAGUUCUUUUAAUUCCAUUUGAAAUGCAGCACACUGCGCAUAUCACUGUGAUAAUGGUGAUAUAUCAAUUAGCUCUUCAAAGAAUAAUGCAAUGUGAUGAUGUCAUAAAGAAGCAUAUGUGCUCGUAGUAUUAUGA